GGGGUGGUUCAUCCUCAGAGAUGCUCAUAGCGCAAAGAGUAACAACACGAGCAGGGUGAGACUCGCGCUGGGAAGAGAACAGACAAUAGCCUGCCAACCGUUGCCUCGCUGAAAAGAACAGCUGCGUUUGAAUUAUUAAACCGAAACAAACAGAUUAAAUCAUUUAAGUCACAUCAUCAAAAAAUCUGUCGCUAUUCGCUGUCAAGGAGAUAUACCUAGAGGACGGAUUGGUGGGUAGCGUAGGUUUAUAGAGUGUGAGUGCUGGAAUAAACCGAAGCGUGGACCGUUUCAGCACCUUGGACAGAGCACGGCGAGCAAGCGGGAACAUGGCUCCGAUGGGGACGGAAGAAACACAGUUCGUGGAGGUGCCAGUGAGUGUUGCAGUGGUGAGUGUGUUUGGCCUCGUCUCCUGCGUCUCCCUCUUCGCCUGGAUCUGCUGCCAGCGUAAAACCACCAAGCCACAGACGACACCACCCUACAAGUUUGUGCACAUGCUCAAAGGCGUGGACAUCUACCCCGAGAGUCUUAGCGCCAAGAAGAAGUUUGCUGCCACCGCCAAUGAAAGCAAGACCGACGUGAACGGAAACUGCAAUGCCAACAGCAACAACGCUAAACAACAAAAACAACCGCAAGCGGCCUCCAGCCCAGCAGGGGGCAGAACGCCCCUUCACCUGGACCUGGAGAAACAACGUGACCUGAACGGUAACUUCACCUCCACCACCAAACCUCCACAUUCCAACCCCCAGACCCACACCAAGGUCCGCAGCUCCCCAGACCUGGACAUUCCCUCCCCCCACCCAGGGUUCACCCAGCCUGGGGUUCCCUCCCCCACAACCAUUACCACCACCAAUAGCCUCUCCGGCCAAACCCCAAUCCCCACCCAGGGUGCCGCUGACCAAGACAAACCCCAGGACGGAGGCCCUGAAGUGGGCCUCGGGACCCUUCACUUCUCCCUAGAAUACAACUCAGAGAAGAAGGCCUUCGUGGUUCACAUCAAGGAGGCCCACGGGCUGACCCCGACCGACGAGCAGUCCCUGACCUCUGACCCCUACAUUAAGCUGACCCUGCUUCCGGAGAAGAAGCACCGGGUCAAGACUCGCGUCCUGAGGAAGACUCUGGACCCGGCGUUUGACGAGACCUUCAGUUUCUACGGGAUCCCAUUGGUCCGUGUGCAGGAGCUGUCCCUCCACUUCAUGGUGCUCAGCUUCGAUAGGUUCUCCCGCGAUGAGGUCAUUGGUGAGACUCUCGUCCCAUUGGCCGAGAUCAACCUGGCGGAGGGGCGUGUCCUCAUGAGCCGUGAGAUCAUAAAGAGGAAUGUCAGGAGGGGUGCUGGUCGAGGGGAGCUGCUGUUGUCUCUGUGUUACCAGUCCACCACCAGUACUCUAACAGUGGUGGUGUUGAAGGCUCGCCACCUGCUCAAGACCGAUAACCACACAACCUCAGAGCCGUAUGUGAAAGUCAACCUGUUCCAGGGGAAGAAGCGUGUCAGUAAGAAGAAGAGCCACGUAAAGAAGUGUUCCCCCAACCCUGUGUUCAACCAGCUGUUUGUGUUUGACGUGUCCUCCCAGGAGAGGCUGAGGGAAACCAGCGUGGAGCUCCUCCUAAUGGACUCUGAGUCUCCAUCAACCAGGAGGGGGGACUCCACCCGCUCCCCCAACCCCGUCCUGGGGCGCCUGGUCCUGGGUAACGCUGCCUCCGGCACCCCUGGAGAGCACUGGAGGGAGAUCUGCGACCACCCGCGCCGGCAGAUCGCCAAGUGGCACGCCCUGUCCGAGGACUAGGGUUUUAGGGUUGUGAUGGCGUAAGGGCAUUGCCUAGAAACCAGGCGUUGCCUAGAAACCGGCAGAUUAACCAACCAACGCCCAAGGAACUGUUGCUAAGUGAAAGGGGUAUGGGUUUGGGGGGGGGGGGUCAUUCUAAGUGAUGUCAUUAAUCAGUCAGUCAUUCAGUCAAUUUAUCGAUCGUUGAAGUCAUUAGGGUUUGUUGACUGAGGAACCCGAUCGUCCGUCUACGAUUCCAAAACACCCGGUAAUUAAAUUCUAUCUCCAUGGCAACAACGACCGAUCGUCACGGGCAACCGUGCGCAGUGCAGAACGUCCCAGUAACUGUCGCUAACACUCUUCUUCUUCUUCUUCUGCUUCUAUAAAUAUUACUCCGUUGUAAAGAUGGAAACAAAAUAACUAAACCUGUUAAUAUUACUACUGCUGUAUAAAGACGUGGAUUUUCAACCCUUUAUUUUCUAAAGAUGCUAUCUAUUAUUUAUCAAAUGUUUUAUUUAUUUAUUUGUUGGUUUUUGUACUCUUCUGGUUGAGUUCCUGACUAUGUUUUGUAAGUAAAAGUGGUAUUUCAUAUCAUUGCAUCAGAGGGGUGAGAAAAUCCUAAAUGAGGUGACAAGAGGGAAGCUUGGAGCGCAUAAAGGACAUUGUGCAUGUGUGUGUGUGUGUGUGUGUGUGUGUGUGUGUGUGUGUGUGUGUGUGUGUGUGUGUGUGUGUGUGUGUGUGUGUGUGUGUGUGUGUGUGUGUGUGUGUGUGUGUGUGUGUGUGUGUGU
Oncorhynchus gorbuscha (pink salmon) is the source of this 2548-nucleotide messenger RNA. Its product is annotated as synaptotagmin-4-like. The record is from RefSeq and is a predicted model, not a curated record. Gene Ontology annotation, cellular component: membrane; axon; synapse. Gene Ontology annotation, molecular function: SNARE binding; phosphatidylserine binding; clathrin binding. Bases 327 to 1781 code for a protein of 484 amino acids. Gene Ontology annotation, biological process: calcium-ion regulated exocytosis; regulation of dopamine secretion; vesicle fusion. The transcript has 4 exons. NCBI's taxonomy places the organism in Eukaryota, Metazoa, Chordata, Actinopteri, Salmoniformes, Salmonidae.